AUGGAAGGCUUGGAAUUUGUCAAGAAUUGGUUGGUAGAAAGAGGCUUCGAGAAGUACUGUGGCGCAUUUGAAGGUAAAUGUCAGUAAAUUAUAGUAUAGUCAGUUUAGACUUUAGAUUAUAUCAACAGUCGGCCAAGCUGGCCCAAGCAGAAUGCGGCUUCAUCUUGGAGUUCCCGUAAAAGCUUUGGCGCAAGAGUUAUCGCAACUUAAGGUAACUUAAAGCCGUUUAGCUUAGUAUAUAAUAAAAACACAGUCGAAUUUGCAACUGAGAUUUGAGAUGACACGUGUCGCGUAAUUUUAUACUAGCUGUCUUCGGCGUGUCGCACUGUCCCUGCUUGUCCUCUUGGCUUAGUAUCGUGCGGUAAUUGAUAAUGUUGUUAGUUCGAAUUAUUAAUUUUCAUUGAUAUUUACCAAGUAGCAAUUUUCCACAGUAUGCGUUUCGAUUUUAUUUAGAUUAAUAUUUAGUCCUAAUCAUGUGACCCGAUGAUGUUAUAUAAAAGCGCGAGAUAAAGCGCAUUUUAAUAUGGUCUAUGUCUGAAAAUGCCGCUUUGGCUUGUAUUUAUAUUGGUAAUUGAACUGAAAAGAGUGCAAUUAAGCGAUUUGGUCUGAAAUCAAACGCUUGAUUACAAAAUCAUAAUUCAAAAGUCAACUCGCUUAGCCGCCGGGUCUAAAAACUCAAAUUUUGUGCUAAAUUUUGUGCUAUUAUUCCUAAAAGCUGAUUGGUCGGUUUGGUUGAGUUCUUAAACCUGAUUGGAUGUAUGAAAGAGGCGAUUUGUCCCCUGCAGAGCCUGCCAAGACUGCCAACUUUCCAAGAGAUAUCAUUGCUAUUUUUAGUAUGUUAUUUGCGCCUGGGUACGAGGCUGAAGAGAUAUUGAGAUAAUCAGAUUGUAGGAAACAAAACACUAUUGGUUUCAAAAUGAAUAUACCAUACAAAUAGCAAUGAAAUAACAAUGUUGCAUCGAUUUUGUAUUAAAGAUUACUGUAGGAUUAAUAUUAUGUAGUUCCCAGUCCUUUGCCACUGCUAUUUUUUUACAUUUUAUACUUGUUUAUAUUUCUUCGAUCAUGUAGAAUGCGAAGUUGACAAGGAAAGCUUGUUGUGCUUAACAGAGAGAGCGGCUGAGCAUCUUGUACCUGUGCUAGGUCCUCGUAUGAAAUUCCUGAAGGAAUUGGAAAAAUUAAAAAGGGAGGCUACUGGCAACAGUGACAUUAAUGAGAGUAGAUGUAGCUCCUCAGCAGCUAGUGAACUGGAAGUCGUGUAAGUAUUUAAAUAUUUUUGCAUUGCCAUACACUUUACAGUAGUUAGUAUCAGUAUGUUUUUUUAUGUCAUGCAAUGGGUAAAUUUGACCAAUGUUCACUGUAAAAUGUUGCUAACUGACUGAUCAAUGUCAAAUAUGAUUAUUGUAUAUCUUAAACAAGUAUUGAAUGAGGCUGAGCAUGAUAUUAAGAAUUAUUCAGACCAAAGUCAAGUUAGCGGAUGGCAGAUAAUAUUGACCACAGUCCAUCUCGUUCCCCAAGCCUGUGUUCUCUUUGCCCUUUAUAGGACAGAACAACAGACUAUGGGAUAAUUUGAUCCAACAAUAAGUGCACUUGAAAGUCAUAUUAUUACAUGCUGAUUAUGUCAGCAGCAGAAAUAAUGUGACAGAUACAGAGAAUUAGCUGGGGUGUUUUGACCAAACAUGAACGAGAAUAAAGUUUGAAUAUUUAAAAAUAGACAUAUAUAAUAUUGUAUGUGAAUAGACCUUGUGAUUAUUUGGAAAUGUAGUGUUGUUCAUGAUUGAAAUAAUAUGCAAACAUAUUUUGAUCUAUAUCUUAAAAAUACAAAUCAAUGUCUGCAUAUUAGUGUUAAAACUGCUAUAUUGGUGGCGAAGUGGUUAGCACACAAGUUGCCUUUCACCUCUAUAAAGGCCGUAGGUUCAAGCCACAGUGAGAACUUUCUCUGGUUUCCUCCCACAGGGAAAGUUGACAGGGUGGGCUAUGUAAAAGGGCCCACAGUAAUUGGUAUAUGCUGUUGUGGUGACCCUGCCCUAGUUGGCAAAGCUAAAUGAAAUAAAAUUAGCUUCUGGUAUUUGACAAGCCAAUUUCAUAUUAAAUUGCCCAAUUAAAUAUAUUAGCUAAAUUUAUUAAUAUUUGUUGAAACCCUUUUGAGAAACAAGUUGCCAACACAAGACAAUUAAAUCUACUUUCCAGUUUUCACAAUCAUAUUUGCAUGUUUCCUCCUCAUUUAUAAAGUGUUAUUUUCUGCUGGCUGAGGUACGAAAGAAGCAGAAAAUGUUUUCUCAGACAAGGCUGGGAGCCUGGUUGUGAAUUGGGUGUGUUCGGGUGGUGCAGGUUAAGACAGCACAUGUUGUUGUUGCUUCCGCAAUGCUUGACAUAAAACAUGUUGUUGUGGCGGACGGCUGCAGCAGCUCCCAGCGGUGUGUGAGAAGUGUGUUUCUUUUGUCCAAGCUGUGGCUAGGUUUCUGAGUGAGUGAUGUUUCUCAUAGACCUUUUCGGUAGUUAUGUCACAACUAUGUACAUUGUUUUCAACAUAAGACCACCUUAAAUGGAAUGGAUUUUCUCACUGGCUAUGCACAAAGAAGCAGAACACCCUUCUUCAAGACAUGCAUGAAAAAGAAUAAGCUUUAACACGAAAACAAGGCUGAAGGGGCAAAGACCCCUUUUGGCCCCUCAACCUCAUUCUUGUGUUAAAGCUUAUUCCUACAUUUAUUGGUCAAAAUAAAAAAUAUUUAUCAACGCAUGUGUUGAAAAAGGAUGUUCUGCUUCUUUGCGAUGCGCUAAUGAGAAAAAAAGUUGAACUCCAUUCCGUUUAAUUAAGCAUGAUUUAAGGUAGUCCUAGUCCAUGAUUUAAGGUAGUCCUAAGAAAACAAUAUUUAACAAUUUAUUCGCCAAUUUAUUCGCCAGGUGAUUAUCGGAGAAUAUUCGCCGAGACAAAGUCAAGGUGAAUAUUUCCCGAUAAUCACCGAGCCUGAGGUGAAUAAUUGUUUUAGUAUUUUUAUCCAAGUCUUUUGUGUUAUUUGGUACUGAACCUAUUUUAAUUUCGCUUAUUUCUUUAUCUGUAAACUUCUACAAAACGGCUAGCCGCAAUUUUGAAAAUUCCAGUUUUGUUAUAUUCACCUGUAGGUGAAUAUAACAGCUUAAUACGUCGAAUUUGACCAAUCAGGUUGUAGGAUUUGUUGUGUUCACUUGUGCAAAAUACUAAAUAUAUUUAUAAUAUAAGUCCUAAGUUGAAAACAAUGCAGACAUAAUUACCGAAAAGGUCUGUUGACUUGUACUGAUUUAUGUGUUUCAACAGUGUUUGUUGCAUUUUGCUUUUCUUAUAUUAUUUUGUUGUUGUCUUCUCAGUUGUCCAGAAAGGCAAAGUAUGCCUCCAUCGCCAAGUAUGCCUCCAUCGCCAAGUAUGCCAAGUACGUCUGUAAGUCCCCCGUCACCUGGCCCUAUAUUCAAUGCAAAGCGCCCUUGGCCAGCUGUAAUUCAACUACCGAAAAGCUUUAGACCUGAGCUGACAAGUGCAUUACAGAGCAAAGAAGCAAAGAAUGUUACACCAAGGUUGAGGAAAGCUUUCAACCAGAGAAUUUUUGGUUACUUUUCUCAAUAUACUUUGUAAGUACACUUUUUACUGAACUUAACUAGCCUAUUAUCUUGCAUGCUAUUAGUUCCUAGAAUAUGUUAAUAAAGUGACCGCAGAGCAUUUUUUGUGUGUGGGUGGGGGGCCUAACAGUCAUGUGAGCAUGUAUUCUCCUCCAUAUUAUCCACCAUGUUUGCAUAGUCAAUUAAACUUCCAGUUGGGAAGAUAUUGGGGGUAGGGCUAGAGCCCCCGGCUCUGUGGUCCUUGUAAUAUUUAUUAGACUUAGCAAUAUGUGAAGUUAGUGUUAAUGAAUUAUGUGGCACUUUUCUGUGGUUGUUAUUUUACACAAGUUUUUGAAUUUUGUUUUUUGGAAUUCCUUGAAUAUAGGUAUCCUACCAAAUGUCAAAUACAGUCAAUUGGCCAGGCCAUAAUCCGUGAUUAUCCUUUCCUGAAGGACAAGACUGUUGGAAGUGGUUAUGUAAGCAUUAUUCUAACCUUUUACUCCAGGGGCCGGUUGUUCAAAGCACGAUUAGCACUAAUCCUGCGUUAAAUUUUAAGCUGCUGUUUUAGUUUAUGUAUUUCUGCACAUCUAUUUGUUUCAUUACUUCAGAGAAGAGAACUCUCAUUGGUCCAGACAAGAAUUCUAAUUCUUGAAAAAUAUUUCCAAGUUUACAAGCUGUUGGGAAGUUUGCUUUCAAUUUUAGGUUAACCUAGGGGGUAAGCUAAUCGUCUUUUGAACAACUGGCCCCAGAUAUCUAACACCAGACAAUUUUACUCAUGCAGCUAGGUCCCUGAGUCAUACUUGUCAAGGGAAGAGUUUUGCAACUUUUGCCACUCAAUAGGUUAAAUUAACUGCAACAUUUUAAAUGUGCUUUAUAAGCACUGUCAGAACAGCAUACAAAAGGUGAUAGCAAUGCAUAUACAUGCAAUAAUAUAAGUUGUAUUCGUUAUGUAUUUUUCAGGAUUCUUGGGUUGCCCAGAUCUAUGAAAAGUUUAGAAAUGAAAGAAGAAGGUUAACUGAGAAUCCAGAAGUGAAGGUGCAAAAGUUAAAACGGGCCGCCACAGCCUCGGGUGAUACAACGCCGUCAACCUUGUCAAAGAAGGUCAAAAGAGGCGAUUUAAACUGGGAACCGCCGUUUCUGCAAGGUGAAGAUGAAACUACGAUAAAUAUCCAUAAGCAGUUUUUGAAGAGUGAAUUCGUUAAACGCUCACCAGACGAGGGAAAAAUUGCAAGAAGAAUGCUGGUGACAUUUCCAGAUCGAAGAAAAAUGGUCAACGAGAAAAAGCCCAUCAAGGAAAUUAAGGAGGAGUACCCAGCGCUGUUUUGCUCCUCUGAGGUAAGAACUUUUCAAUGUAUGUUUUAAUGGCAAAGAUUUCUUCAUAGUUGAAAAUGAGUCGAUUAGACACAUACAGGCAGGGCUGUCCCGAGCAGUAUCUGGUUGGGGGAUGAAUUAAAAAAUUUGGGACCCUUCAUUUUGGGGGGCCCCCUCAAAAGCAACAAUUUUUUGGAAAAUUUUGGCGAGGGGGGGGUUGUCGUUUAUUCUGACCACGAAAUGUCCCAAAAACCUUUCUUUGGGGGGUGUUACCCCCCCCCCCCACUAGUUCCGGCCCUGCAUACAGGGCUAGUUUGAAACAGAUGUUCACAGUAAAUGUUGUAUUUAUUGCCAUCUUGUCUUGAUUUAGAUCAUUGCAGAAUUUGAGCGUCUGCUGAUGGUGAUUGUCGCUAAAAUGUACCUGUAUAGCAUAGGUAUCGUCCAGAAACCUUCUUACUUGCAGCCAUCUUCCUCUUCUCGCCAAUUUCAAAGCCAUAUGAUAAUGAUACAUGUUCAUAUCAUCGUUACUAUCGGUGACAGCGUGACCCUCGAUGGAAACUACCCAGUGCGAUAUUGUUAUCCCACAACUUUUCCACGUUUUCAGUACCGCAUCUGCAAAUUGCUGCUUUGUAGAAAAUUUCGCGAUAUCAGCUCUGCUAUACAUAAUUAGAUAGACGAGCCUUUGAUGAUAACUUUUUAAAGAUACCAUUCUGCCAAAAUAUAAGCUUUGCUUGACCUCGCUUUAAGUAUAGUUUCACGGUGAUGUCAUUCAUAUGUGAAAUAAUAUUUAUAUAAUUCUAUUUAUAGCGCGCGGUUAUAUUUAGAUCUAGACAUUACUUCCAAAAUGUACGAAUAUAGUUCUAUAUGUGAUCAUCACUAUUUUUUCUCGAAAUAAUCUCAUAAAAGGACAUAAAAGGGGACGAAACCCAAAUUCACUUGCUCACCAAAAGAUCGACGGAAAACAUCGCCAAUCAUGACAAACCAGCAAUAUGCAGCUUUCCGUCAUUAAUAGCAUAAUAAAACACUUUAAUUUUUUAAAAUAUUUUUAGACAAUGUCAAUAAAUAAAUCUUCGACACUAUAUGAAUUAGUUUUAAAAUCAUCUAGUGUGAUCUUGUUGUUUACGUUUCAUUGUUUACUGUUUAUCAGCUAGGCCUAUAUUCCGACAAUCCUGGCCAAAAGUCUUUGGGACACUCCAAAAUUAUCGCAUGUUUUUAUUGUUCUUUUCAGAGAGAGCCGAUUUAACACAAAAUAAGUGUUUAAACCAAACCCCCCUCCCCUCCCCCGUUCAAUGUUGAUUUGGGGGCAUCCUUAACUGAAAUUUUAUGAACUUUCAACAUUGAAUUGGGGGUGGGGAGGGGGGGCAUUGCCUUUAGAAUUCAAGGUAGAAAAGGGUGAGUGUCCCAACACUUUUGUCCAGGAUUGUAGGUCCAAAAAUUUGGAAUUCAUUACCAUCUUCAGUUGUGAACCCAGUUUCUCUAAUCUCGUUUAGAAAGAAACUUUUACGGUUUCUACUCCAUGAGUAAAUCAGAAUUCGUUAUAUAUCUAAAACUCUACAUCUUGUACUAAAUCAAUCCAUAAUUUAAUAGUAAUUUUAUGAGGGGAUCUCUUUAAAAAAGCGUGAUGGUUUCUUGAGGUCCUCUUGCCAACUAAUCAAAUAAUAAAAUACCCCAACCAGAUAAUCAAUGUAAAUAUUGUAUUUGUGACAUAUUUGGAUGUAAUGUUAUAUUGUAAACUUGGCGAAUAAUAAUAGUAAUAAUCACUUAGCCCCCAUCUUAACGAGAAGAACAAGUCCAAAUUAAUGUAAUUACUGUGCGAUUUUGCUGAUGCGUUCGAGGAUAAGUUGGGUCAAUGUAAUAUUACAUCCCAUCGGAUUAAUACAGGCAGAAACACACCUAUUAAAACAUAGACUGUGAUGUUUAGCAUAUGCCUAUCAUGGAGAAUUCGAAAGACAGAUACAUGAAAUGCUUGAAGAUGGCAUUAUUAAACAUAGUAAUACCAUCUAGCCCUAUUGUGUUAGUUAAGAAGAAUGGGGGUUUGAGAUUCUGUGUCGUUUACUGUAAGCCAAAUCAAAUUACUGUCAAUGACAGCCACCCUUUGCCUAUAAUUUCAAAUCUUGUAGAUAGCAUCAAAGACGCAAAAUAUUUUAGUUUACUUUACCUUCGCUCGGGCUACUGGCAAAUUCCAGUUGCUCCAGAGGAUCAUGCCAAAACAGU
Paramuricea clavata is the source of this 7092-nucleotide messenger RNA. Lineage: Eukaryota; Metazoa; Cnidaria; Anthozoa; Malacalcyonacea; Plexauridae. The record is from the annotation of a GenBank genome assembly.